This is a messenger RNA of Triticum turgidum subsp. durum (durum wheat), 1146 nucleotides long. Lineage: Eukaryota; Viridiplantae; Streptophyta; Magnoliopsida; Poales; Poaceae. The record is from the annotation of a GenBank genome assembly.
AUGGAGGAGAUGGGGGAGGAGAGCAGCAGGUAUCCAUGGCAGGACUACGACAUCGGCUUCGGGGAGGAGCUCAUGAGGGAGCUCCUUGACGAGACGACGACGGCGCCAUCUCUAGCAGCAACACCAACGGCGCCCGGCGCCGUGAGCGCUGACAAUUCUUCUUCUUCCGAUAAGGGAAUUGGUGACGAGGAGGAAGGGGCGGCGGGGCGCCGGGAGUCCAUGGUGAACAGGCUCAUGUCGACGGUCUACUCCGGGCCCACCCUCAGCGACAUAGAGAGCGCCCUCUCCUUCACCGGCGCUGGCGCCGGCGACCCGCUGGACGGCCGCAGCAAGUACCACUACAGCCCCUCCAGCCCAGUGGUUUUCUCGCCGGAGAAGGUGCUGGGCAAGAUGGAGAACAAAUACACGAUGAAGAUCAAGAGCUGCGGCAACGGGCUCGCCGACGAUGGAUACAAGUGGAGGAAAUACGGCCAGAAAGCCAUCAAGAACAGCCCCAACCCAAGGAGUUACUACCGGUGCACGAACCCGCGGUGCAACGCGAAGAAGCAGGUGGAGCGCGCCGUCGACGAGCCGGACACGCUCGUCGUCACCUACGAAGGCCUCCACCUCCACUACACCUACUCCCACUUCCUCCAGCAGCAGACCAGCCCUCCACCCGCUGCCGCCACCAUUGCCUCAAGCUCCAAGAAGCCCAAGCUGCACCCCGCCGCCGGCGCCAUUACAGUCACAGACUCCCACCACGAGAGCACCCCUGUGACAACAACCUCGCCGCUCUCUGCCGCCGUCGUCCCUGCCGGCGCCGGAGACAGCAGCGGCGACAGCGGCGGUAACGUGACAGCCGACGCGGGCUUCCUGCUGGAGCACGCGGUGCCCAACUGCUCGGCGUAUCUGUUCGACGGCGGCUUGUUCAGUGAUGCAGGCGUGGAGCGGCGGAUGCCCAGCGACGCCGGAGGGCUCCUGGAGGACAUGGUGCCGCUGAUGGUCCGUAGGCCGUCUUGCAACUCGGCGGCCACCACCGCCAGCUCGUCGACAACGGUCGGCUCGCCCGCCGCGAUUGUGUCGUCGCCGUCGCCCUCCACAUCGUCCGUGUCCUGGACCCCCGCGUCGCCGUACAUCGACAUGGCCAUCCUCUCCAACAUCUUCUAG